AAGCUGACAGUAGCAAACCAGGAAAUUAUCUCAUUACAUCGUAGGAGGGCAAUCAUAGUGCUCAAACUAUCUAUAAAAAUUUUACCCUUUAUAGAAUAUUAUCCAAAUUUUUUAGUAUCCUGUAUUUACUUUCGCUAGUGUCAUCACAACUGCUCUAUUUAUUUGAAUUAUUUACUCUUAACUAUAAUUUACUUUAAUACUUCAAAUGGGGGUUCAGUGAUUGUGGCAAAAAUUUGAAUCAAAGAUGAGUGUCGGAAACCAAGCCUGUGUUCUACUCAUCGUUCUGCUCUGCGUCACAUUUUCGACAUCAGCGAUUUAUGGUGGAGAUGAGGAGAGAUGUCCACCAAAAGCAACAGGCCAAUUUCCUGUACGAAGUGACUGCCGCAAAUUCUUGAACUGUUACAAAGGACGAGGAAUUGUGCAAAGUUGUGCUCCUGGAACGCUCUUCAAUCCAGAAUCCAUGGAAUGCGAUUUCCCAUCCAAAGUCAACUGUUUAGACUCGGACCUAAACAAACCCUACAUAGGAAAUUAUCGUCAAAGGAUUGAUGAUAGUUCGAAAAGUGACCAAUUCGCCCGGCCUAGCUAUGAACUCCAGCCAGGAAGUUAUCAAGUUCCAACGCAACGUUUCGACACCUCAGCCCCCAUCUUUUACCCCGAUCAGAACCUGCAACCACCACCUUCCAACGGUCUUGGGUACCCGCAUGUCCCUAAAUACCGACCACAACAAGGCACAGCUCGUCAAGUGCAACCAUACAUAGUGAACCAACCUAAUUACCAGCAACCAAACAAUCCACCUCCUCCGGGGCAAUUUGGCCCAUUCCGACCGAAUCAACCUGAUCCAUUGUAUUCAAAUUACCCCCAAGGUAACCAAGAGUACCCCAUCCCAGGUGCCCCACUCCCUCUCGAAAAUCAGAAUCAACGCAAUCCGAAGAGUAGCAGAACAGGAUCUGGAAACUCAGUGAUCGCUCCGGGCGUUGUCCAACCGGAAGCAAGCUACUGGAAACCUAUUGUUGUCCCGAAUGUGGAUGAGACCAAAACACAAACUAAGAAACCCUACGGCUUGAAUCCUGAGAAGACCAAAGGCAGAGCUUUUCCGAAGGAUCAGAAUCAAAAAGCAACAAAAGGGAACCAAGAAGCUGCGCCAAACACUCCGCCCAAGUGUCCCGCAGGAGAAAGUGGUCUUUUUCCGCAUCCCACUGACUGCAAGAAGUUUUUGAGCUGUGCCCAUGGUCGAACGUUUGUCAUGGAUUGCGGUCCUGGUACUGCUUUCAAUCCAGCGUCAUCAAUUUGCGAUUGGCCGAAGAAUGUAGACUGUCCCAACUAUGAGGAAGAUGGUGAUACUUCUGCAGACAAUGAGCAAGGAGAAUAUAACCGUCCUGGACAAUAUACUGAAAAUGAACAAGAUCCACUGAUACCGCAAUCUUCCAACGUACAGCCAAGUCAAACACAACUUCCAUCUCUCUUCACGCCAUACCAACCGAACAAUGCUCCUAGCUCAUUUAGACCUCCCAACAAUCAAAGAAAUCCACAACAACCCAAUCAAGCAGACAAUUUUCCCAACCAGAGUCGACCUCCUUACCCCAACUCUCAAAACUACUACCCCCAUCAACCAAUCGAUACCCAUCCCUCAAAUGAUAACCAUCCCCAACCUAGCAGAAAUCCUGCGCAAAGUAAUUACCGCCCUUCAAGUCCGUUCGAACUCAACAACUCACCAACCCAGCCUGCUAACAUCCCAAACCAAGGUAGGGCACCAUAUCCCAACUCCCAUCAACCCCCUCCUUAUCCGCAGCAACCUAACGUAAACUACCCAUCAAACGCUCAUAAUUUCCAGCCCAUCAAGAAUCCCGCACAGAGUACCAACAAACCAUCUAGUCCUUUCGAUCAAACAGCCCCUAGUAAAAAUCCUAGUUCCCACUCUAGCCCAUACGCCCCAAACCAACCUUCCUCAAACACAUACAGCCCUCAUCAGAACUCAAACAAACCUAACAGCUACACUCAACCCUACCAGCCUAAUAAAUCUACUCCACCUCGCCCCUCCUAUCAACCCGACGAAUUUGGAAGCACAGAAUCUCCAGAUUCUCAAGUAGAAAUAGAUGACCUCUACAUACCCAGCGAAGUGCCCCCACAAACCAUCGUUACAAGGCCGGAAUGGGCAGAGCCUUUGGACAUUGACGUGAGAAUCAACUUCCCGCAGGAAGCGACUGACAAGACUCCGAAGCCCACUGUGAAACCAAUUAAAGGAACUGUAAAUUCCAGGAGUUUACAAAAUUCUCCACCAGAGCAGUCAUUAAAACCUACGAAUACUUCAAAGCCCAAGUCGAAUAUAACACCCGUCCUGCCUUCUAUGAAGUCUGUCAGUUCACAGGUUGCCCGUCUCCGGGGUGGACCGAAACCCUCUGAAGGAUUUUUGGAGCUGAAGAUGGAUAACGGUAAAUGGGGGAUCACUUGCGAUGAACCAAACAGCUGGAAUAUUAAUGAAGCGCAUAUCGUUUGCAAACAGCUCGGAUACGAGAGAGGAGCUGAAUUAACUUGGCAAGGUCGACCAACAGAUGCCUCUACUUCAGCAUUAAAAGAGAUCGCAGUGAACAGCGUCAAAUGCUCUGGGAAAGAAGCCUCUGUUUUGGACUGCAAAAUUAGAAAAGAGAAGAGCUGUGAUCCUGAGCGGGAUGGUGUUUGGAUCAGAUGCCAGAACAACUACGCUUCCCUUUGUCGACCAGGUGAAAUCACUUACAACAAUCGAUGCUAUAAACUAGUCGUUCCGCAAGAAAACAGCACUGAUGCCUCUAAUGAAGGAUUCAGCCAAGGCGAGGCAUUGGCUCAUUGCUCAUCUAUCGGAGGAAAACUUCUCAACAUCCUGUCCCAGAAUGAAAACGAUUUCUUAUCAGAAUGGUUGGUGGGUCAGAACAAAGCUGAUAAUAUAAUGACAUCUGGUGUCGGAGUGUCAAUAAUGGGACGAUCCUUGUGGAUUUGGGAAGGCUCAGAGGACUCAUUCGUUUAUCAUAAUUGGUGGCCAGGUUGGGAGGGCGGUCGGUCAGUUGCUCCAAAAACCCAAGCUGGACGAGGUCAAUGUGUCAUCGCUCAAAGGCACUUCCCAUGCCCAUCCUCUUCAUCUGCGCCUGAUCAGAAAAAACCCCAUACCCCGCCAAGACUUUGUGAUGCUGAAUACUACUUCUGGUCGACUGCUGACUGUGGCGAAAUGAGCACCAAACACCCGUACGUUUGCAAACGUCCAGUGGAUGACAUUGGUUGUGUCAAGGAUACAGGUAGAGAUUAUGCAGGAAACGCAAAUGUCACCACAAACGGAGAGGCAUGCUUAUCAUGGAACACACCCUCCGUGUUCUCAGCCUUGAAAUACCGGAUCUCUGAAAAGACACACCAGACCCUCUUGCGUGACCAUAACUUCUGCCGAAAUCCAGACGGUCUUGAUUCUUCUCCGUGGUGCUUUGUCAAGGCACCUACCGGUGUAAGGAAGGAAUUUUGUGAUAUACCCAAAUGUGAAGAUAGCAAAACAGUCGGUAAAGAUUCAAUACAGGAUUUCACCCCAACAUCCUCUGAACAGUGUAGUCCUGAUGGCUAUGAAUGUCGCCCUGGUGACUGUAUUCCCUUGACAUGGAUUUGCGAUGGUCAGCCGGACUGCAGAAUUACGGAGAAUGAGGGUAAUUGCUCAACAGUGUUAGAGAAAUUCACUUACUAUCCUUCAGCCCGACUCUAUGGUUACGAUGUUGAAGCCUGGGACGACGUUAGUCCAGAGGCAUGUGCCUUCCGCUGCCUAAAAACGACCUCUUUCGAAUGCAGAUCAUUCUCAUACUCGUCAAAAGACAGGAGCUGUUAUCUAAGUGAUAACAAUGUAGGUAUCUCAGGAGCACUCCAGGUCAACAGUAGAGAACAAGAAUGGGAUUACUACGAGAUGAAUGCCCGAUCUUUGAACUGCGAAUCUCUGUUUAUUUGUAACAAUGGGAAGUGCAUCGGGAAAGAUGAUGUUUGUGAUGGUCAUGCUGACUGCAGUGAUUUCAGUGAUGAAAAUCAAUGUCCAAAUAGAGAUGUUGGAUUUGAGAUUCGUCUAGCAGGUGGAAAGUCUCGGAACGAAGGAAGAAUUGAAGUUAAAGCUCUCGGUGAAUGGGGUGUCGUUUGCGACGAUUCGUUCAACUUGAUGGCAGCUACAGUUGCCUGCAAGGAGCUGGGAUUUCCCCUGGGUGCUGCUGAAGUCAAAACAAACUCCUUCUUCCAGCCUGCCAACGUCACAUCGCAAAAGCCUCCACUUUAUCUGAUGGAUGACGUAAGGUGUGCCGGAAACGAAAGUUCCAUCAGCAAAUGUUCUUUCAACGGUUGGGGAACUCAUGAUUGCGGACCAGAAGAGGUUGCUGGUGUUGUUUGCAAGACAGCUAGUACAUCUUGCCCGAGCGAUCAGUGGCAGUGUGAAAAAACAAAAGAAUGUAUACCCAUCAAGUUUCUUUGCGACGGAGAAGUCGAUUGUGAUGAUAAGUCAGACGAAAGUCCACUGAAAUGUAAAGCUCCAGUUUCUCUGAGAGUUGUUGGGCCGGCCACUGGCAAAAGCGGAGUAACAGAGGGGCGACUAGAAAUCAAACGCUUUGGAGUGUGGGGAACGAUCUGCGAUGACGACUUUUCGGAAACUGAAGCGCUUGUUGCAUGCAGGACUUUAGGAUUUUAUGGACCAGCGAAGUUCCGCAAGGAGGCUGCAUUUGGUGCUGGCACUGGACCAAUCUGGCUGGAUGAAGUACAUUGUGGUGGCAAUGAAACCAGCAUCGAAAAGUGCGUGCAUGGAAUCUGGGGUCAGAGUAACUGUCAACAUGAUGAAGACGUCUCAAUUGUGUGCACUCCAGGAGUCCCUCCGACAUCAGCUCCGGAGUCGAGACUUCAUAAUAGGAUCCUUUUUCCAGAUGACUCGGCAAAUCUAGUAGAUUCAGCAUCUAACACCUUGCAGCUGUUUCCGAAAGAAUGUGCUGUAGCAGACAAGAAUUCAAACGGUUCAGAUGCCCAAAAGUACGCCAAAAUUGCGGUGAACAAUGAUGUUAUCAGAGGGACUUAUCCAUGGCAGGCAAGCUUGAGAGUUCGAGCAGGCACUCAAACGAUUCACUGGUGUGGAGCAAUUGUAAUAUCAUCGCUGCACAUACUCACUGCAGGUCAUUGUUUGGAGGAUUAUAGCAAGGGUGCAUAUUAUGUCAGGGUUGGAGACCAUGAUACUGAGAUUAAAGAAGAUGGAGAGCAAGACUUGGAAGUGGACGAGAUCUAUCUCCACGAAAAUUUCAACGCUGGGAAAAAAUUAAACAAUGACAUUGCUCUAGUAAAAGUAAAAAAUCCGCUGAAGUUCAACAAGUAUGUACAACCCAUCUGUCUGCCUAAUUCGUCGUUGAAGUACAAUCCUGGUCUCAACUGCACGAUAUCUGGAUGGGGCUCUGUUGGAAACCCUGGAUCAGGCUACGUUCGAAAGUUAAAAGCCACAUGGGUGCCAAUUCUGAGUAAUUCUCAGUGUUCAUCUGAUGCUGUGUACGGAAAAGCUGCUCUCAGUGAGGGAAUGUUCUGUGCGGGAUACUUAGAAGGAGGUCCAGAUUCUUGCAAAGGAGACUCGGGAGGACCUAUGGCUUGCUUCGUAAAUGACCAGUAUACGCUGUUCGGAAUCACUAGUUGGGGUCUAGGUUGCGGCCUGGCGAACAAACCAGGAGUCUACUCCAACGUUGCCCUCUACCGACCGUGGAUCGACAAAAAAAUUCGCUCUUCUCUGCGCAAUCACAAAGAACUGCGAGUAGGAAAAAGUUGAAUGUUCGUCAUCGACACCAGUGGUGAGGCAUAGAGAAAAAAAGGAGGUGUUUGCAUCCUAAGGUUUGUUUACCCUGUGACGUAGGUCGGUACAACCUGGUCAACAAAAUCCGGAAUUCGAAGUAUAAAAAACGGAUCAUAAUGUCCGAUUUUUUUGCUGAAAUCAACUCAUGAUUUAAUUCCAAAUACUUUAUGUGGUAUGCAUUUUUUUUCGUAAACUACACCAUUUCGAAGAAAAUCGAUGAUAAAAGUCGCCGCACCGACCUACGUCAUCAAAAAAAUUCCAAGAUGCCCGAAAUGCAAACACCUCCUUUUUUUUCUCUAUGGUGGUGAGGCGUGAAUGGUCGAUUCCGGAUUUUCCCCCAUUUGAAGCUAUGGUAAAGAACUGAUUAUUCAGGUGCUCGUUUCGAAUACCCUGUAUAUCGAUCCUUUUCUAUAGGUUUAAAUGGUAGAUCAAUCUAUGUAUCGCAAAACACACCACGCCACUGUCAUCGAUAAUCAAAUUUGCUGAAGUUCCUUAUUGGGUUGGGGUCGAGUGAACCCUGAAAAUGGACCACUUAUGCUGUUUUGCUAAGGAAGAACGUCGUAUGAGCCAAGUAGACUUUUUUUCUCUAAAUUUCCAGAGCGUAUAUUUCGUUCGUAAUUUGAUAUGUAUUGUUUUAGAAUUUCAAUGAAAAAUAUGCAUAAUUAUCCUCGAAAAUAAGUAUUUUCUGAGGGCAAAUUUGGCAACAUUCGAAUGUUCGUAAGGCGUUCUCCUUAGCACAGCAGUACGCGGGCACGACCCUACCACAGUCCCCAGUAAUGACUGUUGAAAAAAAAUUAAGAAACUGGUGGAUUUUUAAAAGUUGGCUCUCAAAAGAACUGUUCAUUAUAUAGCUCAGGUUAAAUAAAAAGAAAGUGUGUUGAUCGCAAUCCGAGCCCUGAAGUUCACAAGACUACAUGCAUUACAGUGCUCAUUUUAGUCCUUUUUGACUUAAAUAUUUUCAAAUCAUUUUAGCACGCCCUGUAUGUAAUGGAAGAAGUUUUUCGAUGUAUCACUUACAUCCAUUUUAAAAGGCCUAUAAGACCUGAUUGUUGAUUUGUAACCGCUAUUUAUCAUAGGUCAAAACUCAUUAAUUCGUUGAAUCAAGUUUUUUUCCCGGAGCAA
Messenger RNA from Bemisia tabaci, 6922 nucleotides. RefSeq names its product Tequila (gene teq). NCBI's taxonomy places the organism in Eukaryota, Metazoa, Arthropoda, Insecta, Hemiptera, Aleyrodidae. The record is from RefSeq and is a predicted model, not a curated record. Gene Ontology annotation, molecular function: serine-type endopeptidase activity; protein binding; chitin binding. Gene Ontology annotation, cellular component: membrane; extracellular region. Gene Ontology annotation, biological process: proteolysis.